Molecule: messenger RNA, 1556 nt
Organism: Microbotryum saponariae
Lineage: Eukaryota; Fungi; Basidiomycota; Microbotryomycetes; Microbotryales; Microbotryaceae
Source: the annotation of a GenBank genome assembly
AUGAGACCGCCCACUGGUCUUGCCACCUCUGCGUGGGAGGUGAGUCCCUUUCGCAAACGGUCCUUGCCACCGGCGUCACCGCUCACCCCACGGCUGUUCGCUUCAGAGGCAACUCACGUGCUCACAAACCGCUCCGAUUUCCUCGUUUGUUACAGGUCUGGGGCCGUCUCGCCUCGGCUCCACGUCGAGGAGGGGCCAAUGUCCCUUCGAGAUCGACCAAAGCCCACCACAUAUUUGAGCAUCACCUCCACACCACCUCGGCAAACGGCAGAGCUCCUAUCCCUUCACGACCGAGCCUGAGUUCUCAGCUCGCCCAAGGGCUCAAGUCGUUCACCCGCUCCAUCUACCAAGGCACGUUUCAUUCGAUCAAAUCAAGGUACAACCAUCCGCAUGGACCUUAUGUGACGAGUAGGAUCGAUCACGUCGCUACGAAGUCGGGCCAUUUUCAUGGCUUCGCCACUCUCAACCAUGCUUCACGACGACCCCUCAAGAAUGGCCUCCGCCUACGCCCUUCGCUCGUCAAAUCCAAUUUUGUCGGCUCGAAAGGCUUAGGAAGUGCAAGGCAGUUCUCUUCGAGUCAGCCCUUGUUCGCCAACGUCAUUCACAAUGUUCCUCUUUUUUUGAGGGCUGCUGGUGAUAGAAGUCUCGAUGGCCUGGACGAGAGAAAGUGGAUCAAGACUCGCCGUGCUCUCCGAAAGGCCGAGCUGAAUAGGAACACACAGACAAAUGGUCGAUUGCAAGCUGCCGGGUUCAUGAGCAAGAAGGUCGAGAUGGACAAGUACUUCACCGCGCUUCCCCACGAGGCUCAAGUUGUCGAGGAGAAGGACGCCACCGAUGCUUUGCUUGACCAUUCGGUCGACCUCGACUUUGACCCCAUCAUCCUCAUCCUUUCCGUCGACCCGACCUUCGCCUUCCCCGUCUCUUCUUCAACCAACGAGACCAACCACAGCCCUUCGAUCGUCCAAACCUUCACCUCGAUCGAACAAGCCUACGCCCUGCACGCCCAAAGGAUCAAAGCGCUGCAUGAUCGUCUUUCGCGCGCCGGGGUGUUUGAUGACGUCCAACACGUCAAGACCGAAGCUGUCGCGUGGAUGAAUCCUAUCACAGGAAAGGAGCACAAGGAAGUGCACGUCACGUUCGACGCGCGCCAAUGGACGAGAAAGGACGUCAGGGCCGCUAUCGGGGAGUGGAAUCGAGAGGGCGAGUGGUGGAGGAUCAUUGGUGGGGAGGAGGAAGAGUCCGUUCGUUCGAGUGAGCAGGAUGAGCCGCUGUUGAUGCCCUUGCCGUCGAUGUUCCUCGAGGAUGGGGAUGACGACGAGUCGAUGUAUUCGUACUCGAGGGAGGGGUCGAACUCGGUUCACUCGACGUCAGCUGCUUCGGUCGACGCGUGGCAUGAGGGAUCUUCCGAUGCGGAGGUCCUCUUUGACUUCCAAGUCGACGACGAUGGGACGAGCGCGGCAUGGGAGGCAGAAUCGUCGGGUGUGUCCGAUUACGAGGACGGCGUGCGAACCUUUUUGGACGAGUUAGAUGGAUUCGGUGAUUCUUUCUCGUCGUGA